Arachis duranensis is the source of this 810-nucleotide messenger RNA. RefSeq lists its product as uncharacterized. The coding region runs from base 1 to 810 and encodes 269 amino acids. Lineage: Eukaryota; Viridiplantae; Streptophyta; Magnoliopsida; Fabales; Fabaceae. The record is from RefSeq and is a predicted model, not a curated record. The transcript has 3 exons.
AUGGUUGAAAAAGACUAUAUAGAACCAAAAAAUGUGGAGAAGCUAACAGAAGCUCAGAAGAACGAAUUAGAAAAUAAAAGAAAGAAAUAUCAAUGUGCACUUACUAUCAUUCAUCAAGUUUUGGAUGAUGAUAUGUUUGACAAGAUUGCUGAUAUUAUCAACGCAAAGAAAGUUUGGGAUACUCUUCAAAAUUUUGUCAUAGGAGUUGAAAAGGUGAAGAAGGUUCGUCUUCAAACUCUAAGGGCCGAGUUUGAGUCUCUAAUGAUGAAGGAGACUGAAUCCAUUUCGGAUUAUUUCACCAAAGUUUUUUAUGCCAUUGAGGAGUCCAAAGAUUUGGAUACGAUGUCCAUUGAUCAGCUGAAUGGUUUCUUACGGGUCCAUGAAGAAAGAAUGAAUAAAGGCAAGCAAGAACAUAUAGAGCAUGUCUUGCAGACAUCCAAAGUAGAAGAAAAUAAACUUGUUGUGCACAAUGAAGAUGUUGAAGAACCAACAUUAUUCCUUAUGUUCAAGGAAGAUCAAAAUUCUGAAGAUAGUACGUGGUAUCUUGACAAUGGAACUAGCAACCAUAUGAGAGGUGAUAGGAGUAAAUUUAUAGCACUCGAUACCAACGUAAAAGGACACAUGCGUUUUGGUGAUAAAUCAAAAAUAGAGAUCAAUGGCAAAGGGACGAUUCUAUUCGAGCUAAAGAAUGAUAGUCAUAAGAUUCUUUCUAAUGUUUAUUACAUCCCAAAAAUGAAGAAUAAUAUCUUGAGUAUUGGACAACUUAUGGAGAAUGGUUGCAAAAUAGUCAUGGAAGAUCGCUAUCUUUAG